Molecule: messenger RNA, 1995 nt
Organism: Artibeus jamaicensis (Jamaican fruit-eating bat)
Lineage: Eukaryota; Metazoa; Chordata; Mammalia; Chiroptera; Phyllostomidae
Gene: CBX6
Product: chromobox 6
Exons: 5
Coding region: 134-1381 (415 amino acids)
Source: RefSeq, a predicted model, not a curated record
CAGCUGGAGCGAGAACGCGCGCUCUGCCGCGCGUCUGCCCGUCGAGGCUUGAGCGCUGCGGCGCGUGCGCGAGCGGUGCAGCACCGGCCGCGGGAGCAGGGAGUAUUAUGGGCUGUGGGUGCCGCUGAGCAAGAUGGAGCUGUCUGCAGUGGGCGAGCGGGUCUUCGCGGCUGAAUCCAUCAUCAAACGGCGAAUCCGAAAGGGACGCAUCGAGUACCUGGUGAAAUGGAAGGGGUGGGCCAUCAAGUACAGCACUUGGGAGCCCGAGGAGAACAUCCUGGACUCGAGGCUCAUUGCAGCCUUCGAGCAGAAGGAGAGGGAGCGGGAGCUGUAUGGGCCCAAGAAGAGGGGACCCAAACCCAAAACUUUCCUCCUGAAGGCCCGGGCCCAGGCUGAGGCCCUCCGCAUCAGUGAUGUGCAUUUCUCUGUCAAGCCAAGCGCCAGCGCCUCCUCGCCCAAGCUGCACUCCAGUGCAGCCGUGCACAGGCUCAAGAAAGACAUCCGGCGCUGCCACCGCAUGUCUCGCCGCCCCCUGCCCCGCCCAGACCCACAAGGGGGCAGCCCAGGCCUGCGUCCACCCAUCUCGCCUUUCUCGGAGACAGUGCGCAUCAUCAAUCGCAAAGUAAAGCCUCGGGAGCCUAAACGGAACCGCAUCAUCCUGAACCUGAAGGUCAUCGACAAGGGCACAGGUGGAGGGGGUACUGGGCAGGGGGCUGGAAACCUUGCCCGCCCCAAAGUCCCUUCUCGGAACCGCGUCAUCGGCAAGAGCAAGAAGUUCAGUGAGAGCAUCCUGCGCACGCAGAUACGCCACAUGAAGUUCGGCGCCUUCGCGCUGUACAAUAAGCCCCCUCCACCCGGCCCCCUGCCGCCCCCACAAGCCAGCAAGGCCGACAUUGCUGCCUCCGCCACUCCAGGGCUGCUCUUGCCGGCGCCUGCUGCCCCCUAUGACACCCGCAGCUCCGGCUCCUCCGGCUGCCCCUCACCAGCACCCCAAUCCUCUGACCCCGACGACUCACCCCCCAAGCUGCUCCCCGAGACCAUGAGCCCGUCUGGCCCCGAAUGGAGGGAGCCGGAGGUGCUCGACCUGUCCAUCUCUCCCGAGUCGGCAGCCACCAGCAAGCGGGCGCCUCCUGAGGUCAGUGCGGCCGCCAGCCAGGCACUGGCCACAGCCCCUGAGCCCACCGGCACCACCUCUGAGCCCGAGGCUGGGGACUGGCGCCCGGAGAUGUCACCCUGCUCCAAUGUGGUCGUCACUGAUGUCACCAGCAAUCUUCUGACGGUCACUAUCAAGGAGUUCUGCAACCCUGAGGAUUUCGAGAAGGUGGCUGCUGGGGUAGCAGGUGCUGCAGGUGGGGGUGGCGGCAGUGGGGUGAGCAAGUGAGAGGGCUCCAUCACAGAGGGGGCUUUGGGGGGGGCCCUCCUGCCCAAGGUCAUACUCUUGCUCUCACCCCCACCCUCAGACACCUCCGCCUGUGCUUUGCUUGUUUCAAAUGGCUGGUGUUGACCCCGGGAUGGGGCAGGGCAGUUGGAGCCCUCUGAAGCCCAGUGGGGGUCAGUCCUGGACCAGAUUAGGGCUGGGGUGGGACCAGGGCACUGGGAAGUCCUCCCUCUUGCCAUUUGGCGCCCUCCCCACCCAUGCACAGUGGGGCCCACUGGGCAGCUUCUGAGGAAUCCAGCACCCAGGGUUCAGCCGCCCCUGCCGCAUCCCACCCUGUCCCCCCAGCUUGCUUCCAGCUCUCCUGCACAAUGUCUGAUAUCUCGGUGCUGGCCCGGCAGCCUCGGGCCCCUUGGAGGCCCUUUCCAGCGCGCUGUUCCUUUACUUUCUCCAGAGGCCUGGGCAGGAGGGGCAGGGAUGGCAGAGCCCAGGUGGAUAUUGGGGCGAGGCCAGCCUCGGCCCCUCCCUCCACAUCAAUGAGGGUGGCCAUACCCAGAGGCAGGGGUCUUCUGCCCACUGUGGGAGGAGACCCAAGGCCCCCUUAGGCCCCACCCCACCUC